Messenger RNA from Eimeria necatrix, 3816 nucleotides. RefSeq lists its product as hypothetical. The transcript is spliced from 9 exons. The record is from RefSeq and is a predicted model, not a curated record. Bases 1 to 3816 code for a protein of 1271 amino acids. NCBI's taxonomy places the organism in Eukaryota, Apicomplexa, Conoidasida, Eucoccidiorida, Eimeriidae.
AUGGAGACACACCUGAAGACAUCGAAGCGAGAGGAAGAAAAUGCAACAGAAAAGCGUGUAGGGCUUCAGCAGCAGAACUUAAGCAAACAGCCACAACCACCACAAGGGGAAGCUGUCCACACAGCAGCAGCACGCCUCUUAAAGCAGCGCCAGGACGAAAUUUUGGUGCUCCAGCAGCAACUGAAAGUGCAGCAGGCGGUUCGAGAGCGCCACAAGAAACAGCUGUUGCUGCAUCAGCAACGAAAGCAACAGCUUGAGGCUUACUGCUUGCUCCUUCAGGUUCCAUCGUGUCCUCUUGACUUGCUGCAGCAGGUACCGCAGUCUGCCACGCAAAGCCAGUGCCAGCUGCAAGUGCACGCCACUCUGGAGAAGCGGAAGUUAGUGCAAUCGCUGCAGCUGCAGCCGCCUCCGCAACACGAGCAUCAGCAGCAACAAGAGCAACUAGAACACCAACAACAACGCAGACAGAGCCGAACACACCUGCGCAAUCACAGGCGUCCCAAUGUCGAGAGAUUUUCGGGAAGCUCCCGUGUAUUACAGUCCGAGUCACUACUGCGGCUGCCUCCAACGUUACAGCAUAUGCAGAGAACUAGUAUGGGAAUGCAACAUCAGCACCCGCAGCAGCGAAACUUGCAAAAUCAGCAGGGAGAGCCAAGGAAUCUGCCACGGUGCGCCUCUGCCCGAUGCCAUUUAUGUGGGAGAUUGCCUCGCCGGCUGAUUUGUUCGCUCUGCUGCAGUACAGCUCUGCAGCAGCAGAUGUGGUGCUUGCAGUUCCUGCGGCAGCAGCAUCAGCAGCUGCAGGAACAGCUACAGCCCCUUUUGCAGCGCUGUUCAGACGGUUCCGAAGGCCGCGGUGAGGAGGAAACUGAGGUACAGAAGUAUGAGAUAAAGCUGCGACUCCUACUGCAACAGAAGCAAAUGCGUGUGCAGCAGCUACGUGAAAUGCGGAGGAUAAGGGAGGGACGGCUAGUUGAAGCGGAGAAUAUGCAAAGCCACCUGCUUUUUCUUCGUAGGCAGCAGCGCAACAGUCUGAUCAAACUGCUUUUGACGGCAGAUAAGUUGGAGAAGGGCUGCAGAACUACAACCAGCAGAAGCAGCAAGCAGCAGAAGCUUGCCAGGCGCCUCAGCGGGCACAGUAGGGCAAUUGAAUUAAUUGCAGAAGCAGCCGUAGCAGGUGCAGCACUAAACUGGUCGGAGGACAGUACGAUCAAAGAGCUAGUUGCAAUGGAAGUCGCGCUUCAGCACUUGAGACGCGAGCGAGUGUCACAGCUCCUGGAGCUUUUCAAUGCCUCCAGUCUGCUUUGCGAGUCACGCCGGGAGAUAGGGAGGGAAGAAGAAUGCGAAAAAGCACCAGACCCAACUGCUUAUGCUACUGCUCCCGAUGCUGAUGAGCCUUUGGCUAACAAUGAAAAUGCAGACUGGCUAGACUUCGAGCAGGCCUUCAUUAUGAAGAGCAAAGGCGUGUCCUCAGCCGAGAUCCCUGGGGCACUUUCUGGCAGUUUACAUGGUCAGCACUGGGCCCUGACGUGUUUCUCAAUGUUGCUUCAGCAGCUUGCAACACUCCUUAAUCUGCCACUACCACGGCAGCUGUAUCUACCGGGCUUGGAGCAGCAGCGGCUAAGGGAAGUGCUGCACAGUCACUUAAAUAGCCUACGAAGAAAGCAGCAGAGCCGAGCUUCGGUCCUCAAGCUGAUUGAGGCAGACCAGCGGCAGGAACAACAGCAGCAGAACCAAAUACCCCCACGAGGCUGCGCGGUACAGCAGCCCGUCAGUGGCAGCUUCUAUUUGGCUCCCCCAGUAAAAAUUGAUAGUAGUGUUGUGGCAGGGGCAACCCGGAUUCCAGUGCCGUCAAGGGCGGUGCAGGCUGCUCAGGAGCAAAUCGGCAGAGAUAAUACUAGCAGUGUUAGCACCAGCAGCUUCGGCAGCAGCAGUAACGGCAUGCUCAAAAGCCACGAAGCAGGAGGGAGAGGCAGCAGUAGUUCUUCUCUAAAGGAGUCUUGCCGAAUUGGGACUGGUUAUGUCAAUGACAUGAGCACUGAUAUCAGUAGCCUGCAGGCUAGCAAACCUGAAUUCGGAGGCAGCGUGCAAGCAGACGAGCGCUGUAUGCUGCAGCGCCAGCAUCAGCAAAGACAGCGGGAGCAGCUCGCUAAGCCAAACUGCAGUUCUGCCAGUGGAAUUGGGUUUCUCGACCGCGUGUACACGCUUGCAACAGGUGCUGCUGCUUACAGAAAAGGAAAGCUCAGCAGCAGCAGUUGCAGUAGCAGCAGCAGCGCUGCCAUCGGCAGCAGCAGCAGCAUGAACAAAAACGGCAGUAGCAGCAGCAGCAAUAGCAGCAGUAGCAGCAGCAACAUUAGCAACAACAUCAGCAGCAGCCGCAGCAGCGUCAACGGAGGGAACACCUCACGUUAUGACCCUGUGUCACGGCUGCUGCAGAAAGGGCAGUACCUCCUAAGCAGCAUCAUAUCUGACACCAUGGCUUCGGCUGUUUCUCCGCGUGCUUCUGCUCCUCCUCAAAUUUAUGCUGCUGUAUCACCUGCUGCUGCAGCACCUGCUGCUGCAGCAGCCUUCACUGAUACUGCCGUGUCAAAUGCUAGCAAGGCGUGUCUUCGGGCUAUUGAAGGCCGCCAGGAUAACAUCAAUGGCUGCAGCAUACAAAUGCCAGGACCAGAUCAAACGCCCCCACACCAGACGAAAACCUAUGAAGUCUCUGGUAGCGCUGCUUCUCGAAAGGAUGAGAGCGAGGAGUCAGACUGCGUGCUGCUCGAGCUCUCAGUGCGGCAACGGCAAGCGAGGAGAAGGCGACAGCUGCAGCAAGAGCAUCGGCUGAAACAGGAUAUCUUGCGGAGCUCUCUACCUUUGUUUUCAUGGAGUGCUCAGCAGAUGGCUGCAGCAGUUGCAUCUGCGACAACACUGGCAGCCUCCGCCCCAGUGUCAGGAUCAGCCAUGGCAGGCAGCUCAUACAGCUGCAGCAUCCAGUCCCGCUGCAGUGUAGCUCAUGUUCCGCAGCAGGUGCUCUCAGAGCAAUGCCAGGGCGAGAAUUGUUCCUUGCCGCUGCAGGAAAAGCAACAGCGCAAGGUCCACCCGCGGCAGAGAGAAUUGACGAGGCACUACAGUGUGAACUGCUGCAGGAAAAGGCCGUUGGGUGCUCUUUCCGGGGUUACAGUUCGUCGUAAUACUGCUGGCAUAGAGGAGAAUACAGAAGAGGCGGCACCGGGCGGUGUGCGCUGCAAAUUUGGCUCUCUAGCGUUGACUGCGUCUAGGCGAGAGCAGCAGCAACUGCUACGAAUGCACCGCCUUCAGCAAUUGCAUCAAUACAGAGAGAAACUAGUUCGCAGCGAGCAAGAAGCGGACACGCAGGAAGAGCAAGGGAUCCAACAGUUGCUGCGACUGCUCAACAACAACCAUCCAGCAUCGCCAGUGCUGCUUGAUGCAGCAGCAAGGAGAUGCAUAUUUUUUUCUUUGGGGGAUUUAACUGAAGUAGCUGAGGGUCUAAAGCCAAAUGUGUUCGCGUUUUGCACCUUUCAAGGAGUCGAGAUUUCUUCAGACCCUCCAGGCGGCCUCUUGGGGAUGAUGAUGGCGGCUUUAAACUCUCCAGAUUUCGGAAAGGUGUGGCCGUCCAACACGCCGCGUCUUUAUCCGCCAGAAGAGAGAUCGCCAGGAAAUGCUGAUUUGGAUUCCGACGACUGGCUGUUGGUGGAGCUUGAGGAAGACUUAUCUGAGUUUCGGGGGAUCCUGGAUGAGAACGAGUUAAUGGGAGGGCUUUUUCCCGAGGAGUGCCUCACGACGGGAACAAAAUCGAUUAAGCGCUUAGCAUGA